This is a messenger RNA of Dentiscutata heterogama, 531 nucleotides long. The record is from the annotation of a GenBank genome assembly. NCBI's taxonomy places the organism in Eukaryota, Fungi, Glomeromycota, Glomeromycetes, Diversisporales, Gigasporaceae.
AUGCUUGAUGAUAAUUAUUUUGUUCAAAAACCUGUAGAGGUUAUAGAAAUGACCAAUGAGUAUGCUAGUAGUCAAGAUCGAUCAUUUCUAACACAACAAGAAAUUAUAGAAAAGCAAAAUGAAGAAAGCCUUGAACUAUGGAUUGAUGGUGAUUAUAGAAUAGCUUUUUUAAAUAAUUUUAAGUUUAUUAAUGAUUUAACGGACUAUAGUUUUGAGGGUAAACGUGAAAUAAAAGAGUUGUUUCAUUUUGAGUAUAAUAGGGGUAUUCCAAGUUUUGUAUUUUCUAAUUGUGAUAUUUUUGGUUAUAAAGUAUAUUUUAAAACUAAAUUAAUUUUAGAGUUUAACUCUGGAAAAGUUUAUUCUUAUAUUUUACAACAAUUAAAUUUUCUUGAGUAUAAUAUAGCCAUUAUAAAAAUACAAAUGGCUAUCAAUCAAUUAAAGAUGUUUGUUGAUACUGAUAUUGAGGCAGUACGUCAGAAGAUGCUUAAUGGAUCUAUUACUAGUAACUACUUACUAAAUGCUUUAUUAUAA